This is a messenger RNA of Paramormyrops kingsleyae, 1137 nucleotides long. RefSeq names its product lipid transferase CIDEA-like. NCBI's taxonomy places the organism in Eukaryota, Metazoa, Chordata, Actinopteri, Osteoglossiformes, Mormyridae. The record is from RefSeq and is a predicted model, not a curated record. Gene Ontology annotation, biological process: apoptotic process; regulation of apoptotic process.
AAAAAUCGUAUUCUUCCAUUUUGAACACGGGGGCAGCGUCAGGUCAAUUUCUACCCAGAGAAUUGACUGCUAAUUAAAAUAGAUAAUGCAUUAAUUUUGUUAGGGUAACUCCGGUCAGCUUCACAUUGCUCUUCAGCGGAGCAUGCUUACCUUCGCAUUAGUUUGCGUAAUUCCCUUGAUGGCAUCAAUCAUCGCAUAUUGCUUUGCAGGAAUAGCUAAUCUGCUUUGCUAUUAAAAUGCCAUUUUGCGGACUUCCCCGUCUGCUGUCUUCCGUGAGUCUUUAACCUAGUGCCGAUAUUUUUAAGUGUUCUUAAGUUAUUAAAGUGCGUUUAGUUUGUCAUGGAGUACGCCAAAGCUUUGGUUCCACACUUUGUGGCUAGGAGAAUGUCGCUGGUCAGCAUGUUCCUCACCCACGGGCUCUCCCUCUUGCCACCUCGGCCCUUCAGGGUUUGUACAUAUGAUCGGGCACAAAGACGGGCCGUGACUGCAACCUCCUUGGAUGAUCUGGUCCAUAAGGUGAGGGCUGCUUUACUGCUCUCCUGCCAGUUCCUGACCCUGACCCUAGAAGAGGACGGCAGUGUCAUCGACACGGAAGACUUCUUCCAAUCUCUGCCCAACGAUGCAGAGAUCAUGGUGCUGGAAAAGGGACAGACAUGGAGCCACAUCAAGGAUAUGUCUGUAAAAACGCUGAAGAGAAAUGGAAUAGCCAAGGUGACCUUUGACCUGUACAAACUGCACCCAAAGGACGUCAUUGGCUGCCUGAACAUAAAAGCCAGGCUAUAUGAUGCCUAUACCAUUUCUUAUGACAUUCGGUGUACAAAGGCCAAACACCUGUUUGUAUGUGCACUCUGCUUCCUGGCACGGAUGGCUGCUGGGGUGGCCCAUCUCCUCCUGUGUGGCUCGUCCUCUGUGUUGCAGUACUUUGAACAUGACUGACCCCUGCUGGAUGUGCUUCGCUGGCUCUUCCAAUGGUUUAGCGUAAUGGCCAAAGCUUCUUGGUUGAGACUUGCAGUGGAGUGGUUUAGUUAACUCUGCAAGUAUCACUGUGAAUUAUUUAAAAAAUCCACACUUAAAACCUCCGAUUUUAACUUUAAUAAAUGUCAGCUGAUUGUGUAAUAAAGCAGAAAUUAAGUGGGA